AUGAAGUCUGCAAGCAGGUUAUUCUAUCUUUCUGUGUUUGCCCUUUGGGGCGCUCCAGGUUCUUGCGAGAGUUCCUCGGACGACUGUCAUAUCUCGCCCAAGUCCAUCGUUGGCGAUGCCUGCGCCUCGUUUGCGACCCUCGACAAGCUCAAUGCUGGAGUCAAACCCGCCGUCGACGACCUCACCCACAACACCGACUUCUUCUCCCACUACCGAGUAAACCUCUUCCACAAGAAGUGUCCCUUUUGGAACGACGAAAAUGGAAUGUGCGGAAACAUUGGAUGCGCCGUCGAGACCCUGGACAACGAGGAGGACAUCCCCGAGGUCUGGCGCGCUCACGCGCUGGGCAAGCUCGAGGGUCCUCGCGCCAAGCACCCCGGCAAGAAGGCCCAUCACCAGCACCCUGAGCGACCUCUCCAGGGAAAACUUGGCGAGGACGUCGGUGAGAGCUGCGUUUUCGAAUACGAUGACGAAUGCGACGAGCGAGACUUUUGCGUCCCCGAGGAUGAGAGCGCAAGCUCCAAGGGCGACUACGUGAGCCUGGUCCGAAACCCCGAACGAUUCACAGGAUAUGCUGGCGCCGGCGCCGCGCAAGUCUGGAAUGCCGUCUACCGUGAGAACUGCUUCCAGAAGAGUUCGUUCCCCAAGUCUGCCGAUCUCGGCACCUCCCAGUGGAAGCCGGGCCCGGCCGCCCAGGACUUCAAGCAGAUUCUCGAUGCUGCUGGACGUCAGGCCCAGCUCGAGGAGAGGCGCCAGCAGAUCCCCAACACUCCCUUUGUCGCCAACACUGGCUUCGAGGUUGACGAUGAGUGUCUUGAGAAGCGUGUCUUUUACCGCGUCAUGUCGGGAAUGCACGCCAGCAUCAGCGCCCACCUGUGCUACAACUUCCUGAACCAGACCACAGGCGACUGGCACCCCAACGUUGCCUGCUACGAACACCGUCUUCACAAGUUCCCCGAUCGCAUUGGCAACAUCUACUUUAACUAUGCGCUUAUGACCCGCGCUAUUGCCAAGAUUGGCCCCUACCUUCAGACUGAUGACUACACCUUCUGCACUGGCGACCCCUCAGGAGACGCUGCCACCCGUGCCAAGGUCCUCGAAGUUACCCAGCGAGCUGCCAGUGUGCCCCAGAUCUUUGACGAGACCCUCAUGUUUGUCAACGGUGAGGGGCCUUCCCUGAAGGAGGAUUUCCGCAACCGCUUCCGUAACGUUAGCCGUCUGAUGGACUGUGUUGGCUGUGACAAGUGCCGUCUCUGGGGCAAGCUCCAGGCUGCCGGCUAUGGCACUGCCCUCAAGGUUCUGUUCGAGUUCGACAACAACAGCGAAGACAUCCCUGUCCUCAAGCGCACCGAGCUUGUGGCCCUGUUCAACACGUACGCCCGUAUCAGCAGCUCUGUCAACGCCGUUAACGAGUUCCGCCACCUUUUGGAGGCGAGGAAUUCAGGCGAGGAUGAGCUCGACAGGAUGAUCGAGCAGGACGCGGUCAAGGCCAAGGUUGAGGCCGAGGCUGAGACGAACGCGCAGAUGGAUGACGCUAUGCGGGAGUUUAUUGAGCUGAGGCAAAGAGGGCCUACGGACGACUCGCUCAGCAGUCAUAUCGCUUAUGAGCUUGCUCACGUCCGUGCUGCCAUGAAGGUGGUUAUUUCGGGCUGGAUGCGCACUCCCAGGGCACUCUGGAACGUCGUUACUUAUGAAUUCCACCGCCUUUACCGCGUCUGGGUCGGUCUUCCCGUCGGACCUCGAUGGUGGAAGUUUCAGCUUCCCAACAUUGACCGAGACGAGCUGUAG
This is a messenger RNA of Fusarium keratoplasticum, 1788 nucleotides long. RefSeq lists its product as uncharacterized. Gene Ontology annotation, biological process: protein folding in endoplasmic reticulum. The transcript has 3 exons. NCBI's taxonomy places the organism in Eukaryota, Fungi, Ascomycota, Sordariomycetes, Hypocreales, Nectriaceae. Gene Ontology annotation, molecular function: FAD binding; protein-disulfide reductase activity; thiol oxidase activity. The record is from RefSeq and is a predicted model, not a curated record. The coding region runs from base 1 to 1788 and encodes 595 amino acids. Gene Ontology annotation, cellular component: endoplasmic reticulum; endoplasmic reticulum membrane.